UCUCUCUCUUUCCACACACGCACGCUCGCGGCUCGGCUAUUGCGCAGACAAAGACAGAUCUGUGACUAGCGCCGUAUAUCGCGUAUAGGUAUACACGUAUACAUAUAUUAGCCAGUCAGCCAUAUACCAUAGUAGCGGGCCAGCAGAGCAGAGAACGCGACUGCGCGCGGUGCAGCAGCAGGAAGAGACACACGACGGCGUACUCUGUGGUAGUAUAGUUUACAAAUAAAAUGGCCGAUACACGGAGGAGGCUCUUGCCCGCGAGAGCGAGCUCCAAAAUGUGCGCGUCCUCGAGGUGAGAGCACGAGGGCCGCCCUGGUGUGCCUCCCCGGCGCCAGCAACACGCCGCGAGAGAGAUCCAGCGCGCGCGCACGCACUUUCGCACGCAAACUCUAUUAGGUGAGAGUGCAGAGAAGGAGAGAGAGAGAGAAAGAAGAGAGGUAUCACACAAAGUACACAGAGAGCAAGAGUGAGCGAGAGAGAGAGAUAGAGAGAGAGAGAGAGAGAGAGAGCGCGAGUCGCCAGCUUGUUGGCCCUCUUCGUCGUCGUCGGUGUGCUGCGCACGCACACACGCCCGGAACAAGAGAGACGGCGAGCGCGGCGCUAUCAGCGCGAGCGAGACGGAGCGAUAAACGCCUCUACUCUCGAGAGCGCGCGCGCGCCCCGGGGAGCCCCGCCACCGCCUUGUGUCCGUGUGUCUGUGCCAUCUCAUCAUCAUCAACCUCCUCGACGUCGUCGUGGAUCCAGCCGAGUGCUCGCCGAGGACAGUCCGCCUCGCGGUCUCGCAGCAGCCAGUGAAUCAAGCCGCCGAGGGAACCUGGUGAACCGGCGUCCCGAGUGCGCGCGCUUUGUCAGUGUCCGCCGCGCUCAUCGUUUUUCUCGCUUUGCCAUCGCGAUCAGCGGAUUUCCCCCUCCGCGAGCGCGUGUGUGUGCCGAGACUGUGUAGUGCCGCCGCAGCCGCGACUCUGUCCUUGUCCGUUUCUCGCUGUGCUCUCGCGCGGCGCACACACGCAGAGAAAGGAGCCGCGAGCGCGUAGGCUCCUCGUGUUUCCUCUUUUCACUUUCGUUGCUUCAGCCGCCGCCGCGAUUCGUCUGCCGUCGGCGCGGCUAAGGCCCCGUGCACUUGUGCGUCUGUCGCGGCCUGUAUAAACGCGGACAACAUUUCGGAGUUUCGGAGUCGGGGCACAGGCCUAUACACGUACGCGAGAGACCGAUCGAGCGGGCCAUCCGAUCGGAGCCGCGAGUGAGUGCGAGAGAGACAGAGCCAGCCAGAGCGGAGGGACACGACGACGUUGUUGUUCUUUAAGGUUAGCGCGCGCGCCUAGCCGAGGGACGCCGCGAACGAGCGCGAGCAAAAGAGCGAGAGAGAGAGCGAGAGAGAGAGAGAGAGAGUGAGACGUACCUAGUCCGGCGCGGGGGUGCGCUCUCGCCGAUCGCCCUCCGUGCACACGCAGGUACAUAAUACACGUAGCCGCGCGCGCGCGAGUGUCCGUUUGUUUGGGCGAAGAGGCGGAAGCCGCCUCUGGCCCCCGAGCAGCCAGGCGCAGCUACACCGGAGUAGCGGGAGAGGCCGGAGCCGAGCGAGGGACAGAUAUGAUCCUCGCCGUCGACCAGCCUAAAAUUUGGGAUACUGGAGCGUGACAAAAAUCUUGCUCUGGAGCCGUUAAAGAUAUUCCCCGCUGACCAGUUCGUCAUCGUGGAGCAGGUGGUUGGCCCUGAAGAUGUAUUGACUACUGAUAGUGAAGAACCCACUGUCACUACAGCCAGUAGUCAGGCCAACGCCUCGAUCACCACUUUGACGAACAUGUGCACCACACCUGGGAACACCGGUCCUGGGUUUGGCUAUGCCACAUGGUCAUUUAGCGGUCCCGGAAACGACAGCCGGGAGAACACACAAAGCGACAUCUCCGGUACCAUCAGCUAUGCAGCGGUCAACAACAACCAGGACCAGACCUCCAGUCCCAAGAUACAGAUCGAUGUCAAGCCAGCCAAGAUACAGAACAGUGCGCACCGAAGGACCAUGUUCACGAUGAAUGAGAGCUGCCAGCAGACACCAGCCACAGCACACCACGGACACAGCACAGGAGCCCAUAAUCAAACCAGCCACUCUACUCACGUCAGGUCCAAGAAGCACCACGACGUCUUUGCCUUGACCUGCGACAAGGGAGGAUGCAACUGUGAUGCCCAUCACUCUACGCCAACACCAUCCCUCUUUCCCAACACUCUGGUCUUUGCCACGGACAAGCACACCAUGAGCAAGCACUUCAUGACUCCCAUUGGUCCUCUCCAACUCACAGCUGAAGAAUGCAACGAAAUCCUGAUGAAGCGAGCAGCUGCUGCCUCCAACCAGUCCAACAACGUUGCCUCCAGUCAGACUGAAGCCGCAGCUCACUUUGGCCAUGUUCUCACUCAUGUAAAUACAAGCCAGAUAGAUACCAAACCCAAGCCUCAGCAAGACAUAGGAUCGCAAGUGAGGGUACCCAAGGAGAGGCCCUACUCUUGCACAGAGUGUGGAAAGUCGUUCCUCCUGAAACACCACCUGACCACCCACGCGAGAGUUCACACGGGCGAGCGGCCCCACAUCUGCGUGCACUGCGGCAAGAGUUUCGCGCACAAACACUGUCUCCAUACCCAUCUCCUGCUGCACAGCGCCGAGAGACCGUUCCAGUGCCGCGAAUGUAAAAAGUCCUUCACGUUAAAGCACCACCUGGUCACCCACACGCGGGUGCACACCAGGGAGCGGCCGUUCGUCUGUCCAGAGUGCGGCAAAGCCUUUCCCCUGAAACGUCACCUGGUGACGCAUAGCAAGUUCCACACGGGGGAGCGGCCCUUCGUCUGUGAAGAGUGCGGAGAGUCGUUCGCCCAGAAGGAGCACCUGACAAUGCACUCGCGCUUCCACGGCAGCCUGCACCCGUUCGUCUGCCCCGACUGCGGCAUGAGCUUCCAGAGGAAAUUCGAGCUGGUCAACCACGGCCGGCUGCACGGCAGGAUACCCCACUCUUGUACAGUCUGCGGGAAGGAGUUCCUGCAAAAGAGGACCCUGCUGGCGCACAUGCGGCUUCACACCGGGGAGACGCCGUUCGCCUGUACCGUUUGCGGAGAGGCCUUCCCCAGGAAGUCUGACCUCAUAGCCCACUCCAAGAUUCACAAUAGCAGUAAUUCUGAUUCGGAUACAAAACCGUUCACGUGUCGGGAAUGCGGAUUGGAGUUUAAUAACAGGGAAGCCCAGACUUUGCAUUUAAGGUUACAUUCUGCUGACAGAACGCUUGUAACUGACCUUUGCGGACUUGCUGCUACAUUUCAACAAACCACGGGACACUUUCUUACAGCCAACACUUCCAGUUCUCACCAGAUGAACGGACCACUAGGCUCGUCAAGCGCCGUAAGUCACAUGCACGGCGCUACCCAGACUUCGCCGCCAGUGGGUUCGGGUCCAAAGCCCAAGCCGCACAUCUGCCCGGACUGUGGACGAGGUUUUGCCCAGAAGCACGGCCUGUCUCAGCAUCAACGCCGACACACGGACGGUAGUUGUCACAUAAGGUCGCACAUCUGCGACAAGUGCGGUAAAGCCUUCUUCCAGAAGAACCACCUGCUGCUUCACCAACGUCAGCACAUGGACCCACCACCGAGCAUAGUGCGCCAGCAGCAGAGGCAAGCAGCACAGGCAGCUGCGCAAGCAGCCCAGCAAGCAGCAAGCGGUGGAGGUACUGUCAUCACCGUCGAUGGGACGCAAACCUGCGUCGAUACGAAAGCCAUUGCCCUUCAGGCGAUACAGCAAGUACAGCAGCAAGUGCAGCAGCAACAACAGGCGGCCCAACAGGCUGCCCAGCAACAAGCCGCUGCGGCUGCUGCUGCAGCUCAGCAGGCGCAGCAGCAGCAACAACAACAGCAAGCCUCGCAGCAACAGCAGCAGCAAGCCGCGCAGCAGCAACAGGCUGCUCAGCAGCAAGCAGCGCAGCAGCAGCAGGCAGCUGCCCAACAACAAGCGGCGCAGCAACAAGCUGCUGCGGCACAACAGCAGCAGCAACAACAACAACAACAACAGCAAGCAGCUCAACAGCAAGCUCAGCAACAACAGCAGCAGGCACAACAGCAGCAGCAGCAGCAACCGUGUUCCGUGGAUACUAAAGCAAUACAGUUAAACGUCACUAUGUGAGACGAUUAUACAAAAAGGGAUGAUUGUUGGCAAAUUGCUCCCGAGUCGUUAGCCGCGAAUUACCCACACCCGCUGCCACCAAGCGAACCCUCUGCACGCACUUCUCUUGUACUAACAAUAACACAAUAGUUAUAUUUAUUAUCUCUAGAUUUCAAGUAUGCUGAAGUAACCGAUUUUAUUACAAGACAAGAGUAUAUAUACAUGAAGAAAACAAAUUAUACAUAUUCUAAGUAUAUAAGGCUUGUAACAAGAAAAUAAAAGUAACCAUAUAUUAGUGUUUUACAUAUACUUUAUAUAUUAUAUAUAAAUAUUUACUUUAGUACGUAUAUGAGAAACAAAAUGAGUGAACAGAGAGGAUGAUAAUAACGCACGAGUGUUGAGAAUAUGAAUAAAAGCUCGGCUACUGCUCUGCUAUAACAAUGCUGAAUUCUGCGAAAAUCUGUACAACCGAUUAAGCUAUCAUUAGAAGUUAAUCGCCUUAAAACGCCGCAACUUACAAAAGUCAUUCGCAUCAAUUUAAUUUUGUUUUUGUUCUCUUUCGAUCUGUGUUCUUUCGCUUUUAUUCAUUUACUUGUACAAACCACAGUAGACUUUUACCAUGCUUCAAGUAUCUUGACAUUCGAUUCUGCAAUCUGUAGCUAGGGAAAUAGAAGUAAAAAUUUUACACUGUAAAUUUCGAAUUUUUGUAGAUUUGAAACAAAGAAGAGAAAGAGACGUGAGAUAUAUGUUAUUUAAAUGGGAUAUUAACGCGACGCCAAUAGCGUCAAAAAAAGAACGAGCGGCUCGCGCAAAGUCGCGGAUGACAGAGGAGAGAGAAAGAUGAACGAAAAGUAAAUAGAGAAGAGAGCAAAGAGGGGGUGGCAGACGGUGUGCACUUACGAGGCAUCUAAAAUCACAGAGGCGCGCGCGCUUCUCGCUGCGACGCAACACGUUGUCGUGAGCGCGCGUCUCGCGACUACUAUCACUUCGAAAAGAGUCCUUGAAGGCCAGCGUCAUGCUGUUUUAUUUUCUUAUUAACAAUUUGGAACCAGGAAAUCGAGCCUUAUAAUAUAUAUUUGGUUCUUAUUUUCGCUUAAGCGUUUACAGAUUUUUUCGUAAGGAGUCGAAAUGAGGAAAAGUUAUGUGGAAAAGUACGUUUGCACUGUUUUUUGUUAAUCAUUUAUUUUAUAACAGUUUUGUUAUGUAAAAUUUAUUUGCAGAACGAUGGUUACAUAUUUAAAUAUCGGUCAUGCGUAUGAAAAUGAGUUGUGUAACAAUCAAUUUUAUAGAAAUGAGUAGUGCGAGUCGAUGAUACAUUUAAAUAUGUAAUAUUUUAAUGCGUACACGUGCUAUUAUUUUGCAAUUAUAAAUUUGUUAAUUGCAUAUUAUACAUAUAAAAUUUACUUUCUAUUUACAAAAUAUCAAUUAAAUCUUUAUCGAAAAUGUUCUCAGAAAUCGCACAACAAUUUUGAGAAAAUUGUUUUGUAUAAAUUUUGGUAUAAAAAAGUGCCCAAUAUUUCGGUUUCAAAAAAUAAUACUUGAAAGUAUUAUUUUAAAAUCAAAAUACUGUUUUUAUAAAAUUAUUAAUAAAUUUGCAUUCCAAAGUGAAAUGGUUAUUCAAUUCACAUUCUGGAUUCUAGAAUUGAGAAAUGAUUGCAUUUAAUUUACAAAUGAGAAUGAAUGCCAAGAAUAAAUGCGGUAAAUAAUACGCCAUAGUUUUGUACGGUGUAAAGAAAGAAUAUUAUUUUCUAGACGUUCAUAUUUUUACAUAAGUUUCCUCAUUGCUUAUAUUACUUAAAACAACUGAAUUUUGUUCUGUAUAGUGAAAUAGUUACUUUUAUAAAUAAGAAUUUGAAAAAUAAUAAAAAUGGUUUAAAUAACAUUUAUAUUUUACUAUGCUGAUUUAAAAAAAAAGAAACAUUUGACAAAUUUGGUAAUUUAUUAUUUAGCCUAGAACGACGUAACUGGAAAUGAAAUUUGCCGAUGAUUUUUAAUAAUUUAUUCAUAUUGAAAUCAGCAUAUUUUCAUAAGAAUAACUUUGCUUAUUGUUUCUUCAAAAACAAACUAACUUUAAGAUAUUCUUUCAGCGUCUUGUCAGAUAAACCAGAUUACACAAUAGCAAUAGUUUUAGUCCGUUUGAGUUGUACAAUACUGAACUGUAAUUUUGAACCUAUUGCUUCCUCGUAGGAAGAUCAUCAGAACUGUCAGUAAAUAAUUUGUAAAUACUGAAUUGUCUCAACAGUUUUAAUUAACAUGAUAAUUGCUGCAUCAAACAAAUUUUAGGGUGCAGCUGUGUAGUGUAACAAUACAUUUAUACUUACAUGUAGUAUAUUUAUUUUCAAAAUAAAUAUAUUAUACAUAACAAGAAAAUAAUUACCGUUCUUAUAAUCCACACAAAGGUGCGCGACAAGAUUUUUCUAUAAAGACAACUUGAAAAAUCUUCCAUAAAUAUACACAUAUUCCCUAAUUUUAGUUUAUCAUUUUCUUCUCUAAAAAUCAUGUAAUUUUUAUAGUGCAUAUCAAAUCGAUGAUCAAAAGCAAAACCAUAAGUAUAAUAUUCGCAUCCGUGAACGCGAUGCUUAUUUUCUCUUGAGCACUUUGGCGUUUGUAACUUUAUUUUGAAUCGGAGGCCGUGCAAGUGCGGCUAAGACAUGAAAAGGAUUCGCAGAGCAGUGGCCCAGAAUAAACGAUAAUCUCUGUACGUCUAUUUUUAUGUUUAGACAGUUUCCUUUUCUUUGUACAAGUUCGUUAUCAUCUCUGCUUUCUUCGUUAAUUUACAAGAUGAUUCAAAUAUGUGUGCAGAUGUGUGCGAAAGUGAUGGUUUGUUAAACGCGUCGCCUGUGGAGUUUCAUGACAAAAAAGUUAUUGUUACUGUAUUAACGCAAAAUAGAUGCCGAACUGACCAAUAAACUUAAAAUAAUUUUAUGAAGCAUCAACGAAUUUUUAAUGGAAUGAAGUUACGCUUUAUUUAGCUGUUAAUGAUCAAUUUCAAAUUUUUUUCAUGACAGAUGAAUUUGAUAAACUUUAUCCAAUUUUUAGACUUGGGCAAACAUUGAACUCAUGAGAAGAUUGAAGUACACACAUAGGUAGCAGGAUUCACGAAUAAUCUUUUGUAAAAAAGACUUAAACGUAAAUAAUGAGAGAAAAAUAUUUCUAAUCAAAGAAUAGAUAAGGACUGUUUAGCAACUAUUUAGCACAGUAGCUCACGGCACAUAAUUCUUAAACGAUAAGGAAAACAUGUGGUUAAUUUGCAAUCGCCACAUAUAAAUAAACAAAGUGUCACAUCGUCGAAUCAGCAAAUGAAAAAGACUGCUUUUGAACGAUGUUUUGUGACGAUGUUGUGUUUCCGGCAUAGUGCGUCGACAACUAUUCCCUCAGCAAAAGUGCGAUUGUUGAUAGUGCGACAUAAGAGACCACUGUAGAAAAAUCAUGCAUUGUGCUGCUUGUGAAGCUUGCAUCGGAGCAUAAAAAGUUCAUCGCGUGCAUGCGGAAAGACGAUCGAUGGAUGCUGUCAAUAUCUCCUUAUAGAUCAAGUGUACAGCUUUCCUCUUGAUGCGCUCAAACGAGUUUUUCGCACGCACGAGAUGGUCUUUUUUCUGGAACUCUCGCAUGCGACUCUGCAAACUGAGCGAAAAGUGAGGUGGAUCAUCAUGUUACACGAUACAUAUGAAAUAAAAAAUAGCGCUUGUGUAUACGUUUCUAGAACGCGUCAGCUAGAUUUUUUUUCUUUUCAUUCAUACGUGUAGAGUAUAAGAAAGAGAUGAGAAACUGUAUGUGCUUCUAUAAAUAAGCUACGCUUCGAAUUUUUCACUUGUAAAAUAGUAAUAUUCUCCGAUUGCGCUGAACGCUGUAGUUGCGAGCAUCUUUUUUUCCUUUCAUCAGCUGCCACGUUCCAUUUUCACCUGAGUAAUCAAUGUUUUACGUUCUCGUUAGUUCUAGAAAAGAUUUGCUCAAUGAGUUCUGAGUGAUUAUCGAUUAAAAUUAUCAUCCCUUUCUGAAGGUAAAUUUUAUACAGUGUACAAGAAAUUUAAUAUAGACUUAAGGAAAUCGUUUAAUUUGUUAGCUUGAAGUAUACAAUUCAAACGAAUUGAGUAAAUCUUCUCUAAAAUAAUUAGAGGUGCUAGACAUUGCGAUGAAAAAGAAAAUUCUUGUAAAAAGUUCUGUAUACUUUAUAGAUUGAAAAUAAAACAAAUAACUACGAUAAUGAUAAAUAGAUAAGUUGUGUAUCAAUCAAAUUGGUAACUCUGCCCUUAUUUGUGUCAUAAAACUGGAUCUGCAGUAUCGCACUUUGUAACUAUUUUUAAUAAUCGUUUCUUUUGUUUAUUUUUUUUUUUAUCAUACAAGAGCUCGGCUAUAAUUUAUUUUAUCGAUAAAUGUUUAGAUCAAUUUUUAGUUCUUCACCGAGAUGUUACCAGUGGACAGGAUAGCCAUGCAUCUUUCGAUUCUUCUUUCGAAAGAUUCAUUCUCACAUACGUCUCAUUCACUGAAUAAGCUGUUAUUCGAAUUCGCAUACGCGUGCUGCUAUAAUUUUCUAAGCAUAAGUUGUUUGUAGAUUUAAAAGCGAUCGCCACAGCAAAGAAACUAUAUAUCAAAGUAAUACGGGCCAUACCGCGAUGCGUCCACGUGUGCGAUCCACAUCAUAUCGCGUGAGUGAAAGAACGAACGAGAGCCAGUAUGUGUGUGCUGUCACGUGCAAUAGAAAAAUGUGGGAAAAUGGGGGUGGAGAAAAGUUAUAAGCGCGAGCGAGCUGGAAGUAAACGAAGGAGUAUAUAGGUCUUCGCGAGAAAAAUCGCAUAAAUGCAGCCGCAAGGAAUGUCAUUGUGCGCCCGAGACCACGUGCUCGUCCUCUGUACAAUAUACCGCUUUUAUGCGAGAAUCGAGUCUACUGUACUCGUUGCGAACGCGAAUCUGUGUGUGAGAGUAAUCACCUUCGCAUCUGCUACAAAAAAAGUUGGAAGGAAAAAAUAUGGUAUAAAUACCGAUAAGCGACGAAAAAUUGUGUAGAAUCUGUCGUAUUUUAUUUACGAAUUUCCUCGUAAAUACGCCUUAGGCAAGAAUUAACAUACAAAUAAACGAUUAGUUUUUUUCUUAAA
Molecule: messenger RNA, 9228 nt
Organism: Nasonia vitripennis (jewel wasp)
Lineage: Eukaryota; Metazoa; Arthropoda; Insecta; Hymenoptera; Pteromalidae
Product: zinc finger protein 37
Exons: 3
Coding region: 1805-4156 (783 amino acids)
Source: RefSeq, a predicted model, not a curated record